AUGGACACCGACAUUCCAACCCUCUUUCCUUCUUCGGCGCUCCUGAAGGUAACCGGUGCGCGUGCGCACGUCAAUCCGAGGGUGUGUGCGCCCAGUUUCCGGCGCCGCGGGACACCCACGACCGCGGGGCUGUCCCUCAGCUCGGCCGCCCGCCCCGCCCCGCCCCCCCGGACCCGCCUCCCAGCCCCGCCCCGGGCCCUCCUCGCCCCGCCCGCUCCGUCCCGCGCCCUCCACCGCCCUACGGCCUGGGCCAGCCUCCACCCUGCCUCUCCGUGGCUCCCCGGGCUGCCCCCGCCCCCGCCCCCGCCCCCGCCACCUCCCCCGCCGUCGCCCCAUUCCCCCAGCCCCCACCCUCGGCUGCUACCCGAGCUUCCUUCACGCGCCGUGCAGUCUCCACGGCGACGCUGCGUCCCCGACUCGGAGCCCCGAGCUCCGCGCGAGCAGCUAGCCGGGCUGGCUCUCGGUGUGUGCCCUUCGGAUGGUCGGCUGGAGAGGGCCGCCAGCUGGACUUCUGUAGACAAGACAGAUACUGUAAAGACAGCAAAGAACAAACAGAAUGGCAGAUUGCUAAUGUUUGAUCCAAAGGAAAAAGUGAUGAUUGAAUCAAACGAAGCAAUGUCAGAUAAAUGCCUCUUUGGACGCAGACCAAGAUUGACAAGCAAACUUAAUACCUCAUCAACACAGGUCUCUCUAAAUGUAGCUAAAACAUUCUCAGAAAAGAAGGAAGUCCCUUCUAAGAAUAUUGAAAAUAAAGUCUCUUUAAAGACUACUGAAAAUAGACUAUCUUCAAGGAGUAUCGAAAGUAAAGAUAUCGUGACAAGUCUACAAUCUGACCUAUUGUCAUCUUCCUGCUUAAAAGAAAGCACAGGUGAAGUGAGCAAAGAUGCAGUCAUUGUAAAGCAGGAGAAAAAUAAUGAAUAUUGCCUUCAGGAUAUUGAUGAUAAAUUGUCAGAAUCAGCAGAGGAUGAUGGUGAAGAUGAUACCAAUGAUGAAGAUGAUGAUGAAGAUAGUAACCCUAAAAAGAAUACUCGGGCCCCACUAGAGUUAAUGGCAGAAUUCCUGAGAGCAGAAAUGGCCCGAGAAUACCAGCUGGCAAAAAAAUUAUGUCAGAUGAUCCUAAUCUAUGAACCAGAAAAUCCUGAGGCCAAGGAGUUUUUCACACUUAUUGAAGAAAUGUUGCUGAUGGAGAAAACUCAGAAUCGUGAGCAAGAUGGUGAAGACAGUGAUGAAGACAGCAGCGGUGAGAGUAAAGGAGAAAGCGAUGAGGAGCUGAGUGACGAGAGCUCUGACGAAGGUGAAGAUGGAUCAUGAGUGUUGGUGUGAUACUUAAAGCUUCACGUAUUUUCAUUAAUGUAUACCAUGCAAAUAUAAAGACGAGAAUGA
This is a messenger RNA of Nomascus leucogenys (northern white-cheeked gibbon), 1383 nucleotides long. RefSeq names its product glutamate rich 2 (gene ERICH2). The record is from RefSeq and is a predicted model, not a curated record. NCBI's taxonomy places the organism in Eukaryota, Metazoa, Chordata, Mammalia, Primates, Hylobatidae.